AUGGGUGCAGACGACAACAGCAAGAACUGUCCUCUUGACACCUACCGUUACAAUGAGGAGCCUGUCUAUACCACUUCUCAGGGCUGCCCAGUGAUGGACCCGGAGUCUUCUCAGAGAAUUGGAGAGAAUGGCCCUCUACUCAUUCAAGACUUCCACUUGAUUGACCUCCUGGCUCACUUUGACCGAGAGCGAAUCCCUGAACGUGUCGUUCAUGCCAAAGGCGCCGGAGCGUAUGGUGAAUUCGAGGUCACUGAUGAUAUCAGCGAUAUUACCACUAUUGAUAUGUUGAAAGGAGUGGGGAAAAAGACUAAGCUCAUUACCCGUUUCUCCACUGUUGGUGGAGAGAAGGGCUCUGCCGACAGUGCUCGUGACCCUCGUGGGUUUGCCAUGAAAUUUUACACUGAGGAAGGUAAUUGGGAUUGGGUCUUCAACAACACGCCAAUUUUUUUUCUUCGUGACCCGUCCAAGUUCCCAAUUUUUAUCCAUACCCAAAAGAGAAACCCCCAGACCAACUUGAAGGAUGCUACCAUGUUCUGGGACUACCUCUCCACCCACCAAGAAGCUGUUCACCAGGUUAUGCAUUUGUUCAGUGACCGCGGUACCCCAUACUCCUAUCGCCACAUGAACGGCUAUUCUGGACACACAUACAAGUGGAUCAAACCAGAUGGAACCUUCAACUAUGUCCAGAUCCACUGCAAAACCGAUCAGGGAAUUAAGACGUUCAACAACGAAGAGGCGCACAAGAUGUCUGCUGAGAACCCUGACUGGCAUACUGAAGACCUUUUCAAAUCCAUCGAGAACGGUGAACAUCCGAGCUGGACCUGCUACGUUCAAGUCAUGAGCCAAGAGCAAGCCGAGAAAUUCCGGUUCAGCGUCUUCGACUUGACCAAGGUUUGGCCCCAAGCUGAAUUCCCCCUUCGCCGCUUCGGUCGCUUUACUCUCAACAAGAAUCCUCAGAAUUACUUUGCGGAGAUUGAACAGGCAGCUUUCUCCCCGUCGCACAUGGUUCCUGGCUCCGAGCCGUCAGCCGAUCCAGUGUUGCAAUCCCGCUUGUUCUCUUAUCCCGACACCCAUCGCCACCGCCUGGGUACAAACUACCACCAAAUUCCCGUCAACUGCCCGCUACGCGCUUUCAGCCCUUACCAACGUGAUGGUGCAAUGGUUGUCAAUGGCAAUUAUGGUGCAAAUCCAAAUUAUCCAUCUACCUUCCGUCGUUUACAGUUUAACCCCGUCAAGGCCAGCCAAGAACACGAAGUCUGGACAGGUGCCGUCCUUUCUAAACAGAUUCCUGUCACUGACGAGGACUAUGUUCAACCCAACGGACUUUGGGAAGUCCUUGGUCGCCAGCCUGGCCAGCAGGAUAACUUUGUUCACAAUGUCUCUGUACAUCUGUGCAAUGCACAAGAGACUGUUCGUGAAAGAACUUAUGGUAUGUUCAAACGGGUAAAUCAGGAUCUGGGUGGUCGAAUUGAGAAGGCUACCGAAACCCUCGCCAAGCAAGCACAGCCUCGUCUCUAA
Ophidiomyces ophidiicola is the source of this 1518-nucleotide messenger RNA. Its product is annotated as catalase A. Gene Ontology annotation, cellular component: peroxisome; cytoplasm; mitochondrion. Gene Ontology annotation, molecular function: heme binding; catalase activity. The transcript has 4 exons. Gene Ontology annotation, biological process: response to hydrogen peroxide; hydrogen peroxide catabolic process. The coding region runs from base 1 to 1518 and encodes 505 amino acids. Lineage: Eukaryota; Fungi; Ascomycota; Eurotiomycetes; Onygenales; Onygenaceae. The record is from RefSeq and is a predicted model, not a curated record.